Molecule: messenger RNA, 1444 nt
Organism: Drosophila mojavensis
Lineage: Eukaryota; Metazoa; Arthropoda; Insecta; Diptera; Drosophilidae
Product: ATP synthase subunit s, mitochondrial
Exons: 4
Coding region: 228-917 (229 amino acids)
Source: RefSeq, a predicted model, not a curated record
UUAUUGAAAAUAACUUUUUUGGCUCAAUCAAAUAACAAAAAUGGCUAAUUUGCUUUUAAAUAUAGGGACCAUUAAAUCCAUUAAAGCAAAGAAACAAAUAUAAGUUUGUUUUGCACGAGGGCUGCAUAACGCACAGGGCUGUAUUGUGCGGCUUGCUAAAAACACCUGUUUAACGGCAAAGGCGAAUCAAAGACAGGGCUGUGCUAAUAAAAACAUCUGUUGUGUUUAUGACAAUGUCUGUUUUACACACGAUUACAAAAUCUCUUCCAAAACGUUUAUCAAUAGCACAAGCGACUGGCAAUGGCUUUCAACCAAAUUCCUGGUGUAGUGUUACCACACCACAUACAGAAACUAUAACUCCGAUAUCAAUACCAAUAGUACGCAGGAUAUGGGGCUAUGUGGCUGUGGCCUUCAACCAGGUGGAUAAGGAUCGUUUGUCAAAGGUGGGUCCGAAUCGCCUCUGCGCCGAAUGGAUAUUAAAAAAUGGUGGAGGUGUACGUUUCACUGAAAAUCCAACAAAACUGUGGAAGGAUUACAAUCAUCUGCCGGCGGAGAAUGUACCGUUUCGUAUUAAAGUUGUGGACGCCACCAAUUCAUCGAUCAUGAAAAUUGGCUUGCACCAUUUCGAAGGCUGCAAAAACAUAGACACCGUUAUAUUUCACAAAUGCAAGCAUUUGGAAAACGACGGCCUAGAGGGAUUGGCAUACAUCAGCCAGUCGCUAACUCAUCUACAGGUAUCCGGCUGUUAUAAUAUCAGGGACUCCGGCUUGGCCAUCAUAGGCCAACUGCAAAAUCUGAAGCAGUUGCUUAUCUUCGAUAUGCCUUUCGUCAAGGAUAUAGAUGAAGUGGCCAGAAGCCUAAAAAAAAGCCUGCCUGACUGUGACAUACAGGCCACAAAGCGUGGAAUAAAUAAAUGAGUUGAGUUGAGCAUUUCAAUGGUCUUCUGAAUACUGGAGACAACAAUACAGAAAUAAUUUGGGUUGCUUGUGAAAAUGUCUUCAGUCAAGGAAUGAAGGAAAGCAAGUGCUUUAUACUAUUUGUAUCAUUUGGGUAAACUGUUUUCUAAUGAUCUAAGCCAGCGAGUACUGUAUCCUGCGAAGUCAAGCCUCAAAUGACUAUAUAUCUCAUUAAUAUCUGUGAUCCUGUCAUGGACAAGCUUUAUCAAGAAUUGUAUAUGUAAGCAUAAUUGAGAUGUGUAAUUGGUGCUAUGCAGCAUUGUUAUAAAAUGCCCUAAAUAACUUAUCAAAUAUUAUUUGGUGUUCCGUGCAGUCUAUCUGUAUUAUGUACUAAAUGAUGUAUAGUCUAGGUGGCAGCCAGUAUAUAAGGACGUAUAUCUUCGACAUCCAGGAGCUGCUCAGGAGCCACACGCUCGCCACACAUGGGACAGUCUCCAGUUUCCGACAGAAUGCUAUAAGCAAAUAUAAAGUAUAUAUUAUAUUUAUAA